CUAUAGUAUCCAUGAAUUCGACCUCAGUGCGAAUUCCUUUUACAUUUGUAUUCUCGAAGUUCAUUAGUGGAGAUGAGUGCCCCGAGGGCAAUCGAAUAGUUAUUAGAAUAAACGAUUCAGUUUUGAUCUCGUGCUUAAACCUACAACAUCGCGCUCUGUUAGUAGUGAAUCCGAAAAUCCAAUACAUUACAAGUGUCGACGAGGUAAAGGAUUUUUUUCCAAAUCGCGUGUGAAAUAGAGAAGAUUAAGAAAUUAAGUGAAAUCUACUCCAUAAGUAUCACUGUGGAAUUGAUCCACAGGAGUGUAAUUCCACGAAAAGUGCCAUUUUUGUGGUGAAAUAAAAGCCUAAUGUACCGGGGAAAGCCAUUUUGAAGAGGCAAUUGUUGCAAUUGUGACAAAAGGCUAUUCCCACGUUAGGAAAUUACAAAAGAAGAUCACUGACCCCGUAAAGGUUAGCAAUCUCUAUAUCCGAAGAUUGUAACUGAUAUUGUUUAUGACAUCAGUUCUUUGGAUUAAGAGAAAAUUUAGUGUGUCGUGCUAAUUUCCAGUUUCAUCUUGAAAGUGUACAGCUGAGCCAAGGCAAGAGUGCUGAUAAGAAAAAUCGAGCAGUUUUUUUUUAAAUGAGAUCCAGCUACUUCGGUGCCCAUCAAGAAGUGUGAGAAAACCAGUACGAAGAAGAGAGUGAGUGUUAAAAAAAAUAAGAGAAAUACAAGUGCAGAGUCCGUUGCGGUGAGAGUGAGAAUUACGCUCUGGUGUGCUGUGAGAAGAGCGAGUCUGCUGAGAGAGAGCAGAAAACGGAAGCAUUUCAGCGAGAGCGGCAAGUAAUCCAGUGAGAAGUGAUAGCUGGUGGAGUAUCUCAUUGGUGAGCGAAACUGGUUUGUCAUCCUUAUUGUUGGUGUGAGAGGUAAACUACAAAAUCGACAUGACUACCACUAAUUUGGUUGGUGUUAUUGAACCAUAUGUCGUCGGCAAUUCUUUUACCGAAUAUGCAGAACGAUUUGAAGAAUUUUUUGAAUUCAAUCAAAUCGAUGACAACAGAAAAAGGUCCACAUUCUGCACGCUUAGUGGCCCAGCAAUUUACUCUGAGAUCAAGUUAUUGUUUCCAGGGAAAAGGGUUAAAGAAUUAUCUUACACUGAAAUAAUUCAAAAAUUAAAAUCUCGCUACGACAAGAUUGAUUCUGACGUGAUUCAAUGUUUUAAGUUCAAUACACGCAUGCAAAGAUCCGACGAAACAACAGAAAGUUUCAUACUGGACCUUAAAUUGCAAGCAUCUCUUUGCGAUUUUGGUACGUAUAAAGAUAAAGCGAUAAGAGACCGGAUUUUAGUAGGUGUGUAUGAUAAAAACUUGCAAAAACAAUUGUUGAAAGAAUAGAAACUUACACUAACGGACGCUGAGAGGAUAAUUACAAACUACGAACUUGCGAAUACGCGCGCUGCUGCAAUCAACUCGGAAGGUCAACAGGUAGCAUCAGUACGGGAGCGCUUGGGGAGAAGAGCAGCUUAUGACAAUAAUCGAAACAACGGCUACUAUAAUAGAAGAGACCGCACCCGUAGCAGAAGUGCAAGCUUCCAGAGGAGGGUAACAUGGGGUGACGAAGGAAGGAAACGGAUCAACAGAACCAUUAUGCGAACUAUUAUUGCAACAAUUGUGGUAAGAAGGGCCACAUCAAACGUCAAUGCCGAAGUAAAGAAGGCGCAAAUUCAAAAACCAAUUAUACAGGCAAGGUACAAAGCGUAGUAGUUCCUUCGGAGGGCGUACAGUACACCUUAAAGCAAGCAAUGAACCGCUUGAAAAUGGAGAUGAGUGACGAAUCUGGCGAUGAUUCCUCAGGUGAAUACAUGUGUAUGAAUGUGACGUCCAUUAACAAAGUUAGUGAACCUUGCUUGGUUGAAGUCUCUAUAGAGGGUAAAUCAGUCAAAAUGGAAAUUGAUUGUGGAUCUGCGGUAUCUGUUAUGGGCAUAAUUACUUAUAUAACAUUAUUUAACCAACCUCUUCACAAGAGUAACAGGAAGCUUAUCGUUGUGGACGGUGGAAAUCUUAAAGUUUUCGGAGAAACAAAAGUAACAGUGAAUUUUAAGAACAUAAUAAAAAGUGUAUCUUUGGUGAUAAUUGAUAACAGCGAAGCCAACAAUAAUCACAGAUUCAUUCCAUUAUUGGGUCGAGAGUGGUUGGAUGUUUUUAUUCCAAAUUGGAGAGAUACAUUUCAAACAUCAAUCAAUGUUCAUAACGUUUCCAUCAACGAUCAAGUUUCUUGUUUGAGUGAUAUUGAGAGCAAAUUUUCCAAUGUCUUUAAGAAAGAUUUUUCAACCCCAAUACUUGGUUAUGAGGCUGAGUUGGUACUUAAAGACGAUAAACCAAUUUUUAAACGCGCAUACGAAGUGCCAUAUAGACUGAGAGAACGAGUCUGUGAAUAUUUAGAUAAAUUAGAGAACGAAAAUGUCAUCACCCCUGUCAAAACCAGCGAAUGGGCAUCACCAGUCAUAGUGCUGAUUAAGAAAAACAACCAGAUAAGAUUAGUGGUAGACUGUAAAGUUUCUAUAAAUAAACUGAUAAUACCGAACACAUAUCCUUUGCCAGUUGCGCAAGAUUUGUUCGCCCGUUUGUCGGGAUGUAAAGUAUUCUGUGCUUUAGACCUUGAAGGUGCCUACACACAGUUGUCACUUUCCAAAAAAUCUAGGCGAUUUAUGGUUAUUAAUACAAUAAAAGGACUUUACAUACAUUUAUUUGUGGCAAUUGGAAACGUAAUCACAAACGCUCAUCGAAACCAAUUGAAGAUUUCGAAGGCUGAAACUCCCACCAUGAACGUAAUGGUCCCGGUUACUUCCACGAAGAGAAACCGGGUGGUAACGGUGGCGGAGGAAGAAGCUUCAACAACAUCAGGAUCGUUCCAACCUGAACAGACGAAUUCGAAGCCUCCAAGCGAUCCAGAAGCAAUCCUUCCAGCGCUACGACGAUCAUCGAGAACGAAACGAAGAAAAGUGAACGAAGAUUUUGUGUACAUGUAA
Aedes albopictus (Asian tiger mosquito) is the source of this 3006-nucleotide messenger RNA. RefSeq lists its product as uncharacterized. NCBI's taxonomy places the organism in Eukaryota, Metazoa, Arthropoda, Insecta, Diptera, Culicidae. The transcript has 3 exons. The coding region runs from base 1780 to 3006 and encodes 408 amino acids. The record is from RefSeq and is a predicted model, not a curated record.